Molecule: messenger RNA, 1002 nt
Organism: Vicia faba (fava bean)
Lineage: Eukaryota; Viridiplantae; Streptophyta; Magnoliopsida; Fabales; Fabaceae
Source: the annotation of a GenBank genome assembly
AUGGCUCUAAAUCUUGUUAAACUUUCAACCUCUUUCCUUUUACUCCUCUUAGGAAAUCCAUUUCCCAUUUUUGAGUCAAGAACCAUAAAACCCUCCAAAGAUCCAUUCUUCAAAACUCUCCAAAGCCUCGAAGGUGUUCAAAAAGGACAAACCCUAAAAGGCAUUGGAGAACUCAAAAACUACCUUAAAAAAUUUGGCUUCCUAAAUGUUCAACAUGAUGCUAUUACUAAUCCUUCCAUAAUUCCAAACAACCACUUUGAUGAAAACUUGGAAUUUGCCCUAAAACAAUUUCAAACAUAUCAUAACCUAAAUGCAACUGGUCUUGUAGACACAACAACCAUAAAAAUCAUGAGCCUUCCACGUUGUGGUAUCCCUGAUUUGCAUAGUCAUAGUUACAAACAUAACCGAUUAGCGAUGGUUUCAAAUUACACCUUCUUCCCAGGUUCACCAAAAUGGAAUGACUCAAGAAGGGACUUGAAAUACAUAUAUAAAUCAAGUGUUGAUGCGUUGACUAUGGACGAUGUGAGAAGUGCGUGUGAGAAUGCGUUUUUAAGUUGGUCGGAAGUUUCUGAUUUCACAUUCACAGAAGUUGGAGUUGUUAGUAUGGCCGAUAUAGUAAUCGGAUUUCACCGUGGUGAUCACGGUGAUAAUAAUUCAUUUGACGGACCUGAAGGUGUUGUCGCUCAUGGCUUUGCUCCAGAUGAUGGAAGACUUCAUUUUGAUGGUGAUGAACAUUGGACCAACAGUCCCACAACUCUUCAAGAUGAUUUUGGUAUUGAUGUUGGAUUAUUGAGGAGGCCUAAUUCUAUUAAACGACCAAUGGCAAUGGGGAAAGAAAUUGAUUUAGAAACAGUGGCUUUGCAUGAAAUGGGUCACCUUUUAGGCCUUGGACAUAGUAGUGACCCAGAUGCUGCUAUGUUUGCCUAUUAUUCAGGUGUUAGGAGAAAAUUGCAUCAAAAUGACGUGGAUGGAAUAUUGGCUCUUUAUGUGUUCCAUAAAUAA